CAUGGCAGGUCCAGAAACUGAUGCCCAAUUCGAGUUCACUGGUAUUGAAAAAUAUUUCAACUCUUAUACUCUCACAGGUAGAAUGAAUUGUGUACUGGUCACAUAUGGAAGCAUUGCUUCAAUGAUCUUAUACUUCAAGUUAAGAUCUAAAAAAAUUCCAGCUGUGAAAGCAACAUAAAUGGAUUCUAAACUGUACUUCAUCUGUGAAGUUCCCAUGCCUG
Molecule: messenger RNA, 221 nt
Organism: Nycticebus coucang (slow loris)
Lineage: Eukaryota; Metazoa; Chordata; Mammalia; Primates; Lorisidae
Product: ATP synthase membrane subunit K, mitochondrial-like
Exons: 1
Coding region: 2-178 (58 amino acids)
Source: RefSeq, a predicted model, not a curated record